Messenger RNA from Lactuca virosa, 705 nucleotides. Lineage: Eukaryota; Viridiplantae; Streptophyta; Magnoliopsida; Asterales; Asteraceae. The record is from the annotation of a GenBank genome assembly.
UCUUCUCUCAAUUAUUAUGUUGUCAUUAAGCCACAAUUACAGGCUUUAUUAGCCGGCGCCACCAACAAAAGUGCAGCACUUUGUCCUAAUACGCCUCUUGGUUCGCUUGGCACAGAAAUCGAAUCCACCAUGUCAGCCCAACCUCUCAUCAAAGUUGUAGCUAUCUGCGGAUCACUUCGCAAAGCUUCUUCCAACCGUGGCCUCCUCCGAUCUGCAAUUGAGUUGAGUGAGUCAAUAGAUGGAAUAACAAUCGAAUAUGUCGACGUCUCGCCUCUACCGAUGCUGAACACGGAUCUGGAAGUCGACGGCAAAUAUCCGGCUGUAGUUGAGGAAUUUCGUCAGAAAAUUCUUCAGUCCGAUUGUUUCCUCUUCGCUUCUCCUGAAUACAAUUACUCCAUCACCGCACCUUUAAAGAACGCAAUAGAUUGGGCAUCGAGGCCACCAAAUGUGUGGGCCGAUAAAGCUGCUGCGGUCGUAAGUGCUGGAGGAGGGUUUGGUGGAGGGAGAUCACAGUACCAUCUUCGCCAAAUUGGAGUUUUUCUUGAUCUUCAUUUCAUAAACAAGCCUGAGUUCGUCGUGAAUGCCUUCCAACCUCCUGCAAAGUUCGAUAGCGAUGGCAAUCUAAUUGACCCUCAAUCUAAAGAAAGGUUAAAAGGUGUUCUUCUCUGUCUUAGAGAUUUUACCUUGCGACUCCAAAAAGCUUAA